Messenger RNA from Lactuca sativa (garden lettuce), 1191 nucleotides. RefSeq names its product ADP-ribosylation factor C1 (gene ARFC1). Gene Ontology annotation, molecular function: GTPase activity; GTP binding. The record is from RefSeq and is a predicted model, not a curated record. Lineage: Eukaryota; Viridiplantae; Streptophyta; Magnoliopsida; Asterales; Asteraceae.
UAAACCGAUAAAAGACUAUUUUUAUUCGAAUGGCAAAAACACGGCCCACCUCUAAUUCCACCAGGAGAACAUUUUAAUCCCAUCAGAGCAUCUUCUAUAUCGAUUUGCUUUACAAAGCUCAAUUAUUUCAACAUACGCACGAUUUCAACAAAAAGUGGUUUCGAAAUCCAUUUAUACCUGCAAUUGUCGACAGAUCCGCGAUUCUGAAACUAUUGCUCGAUAGCGUCCUAAAUUUUUAAGUUGCUGGAUCUAUAUGCACAACCCGGUACUAAAACAGUAAUUUCAAACGUAUUUCAUCCUCAGCGGAUUGCUGUAUCAUUCGCUCAAUCGAUCCUGUUUAACAAGGGCUGAAAGUAUGGGGGCACUUAUGUCAAAGUUUUGGUUCAUGAUGUUUCCUGCAAAGGAAUACAAGAUUGUUGUUGUUGGAUUGGAUAAUGCAGGGAAAACAACAACACUGUAUAAGUUGCAUUUAGGUGAAGUGGUAACUACUCACCCUACUGUUGGUAGCAAUGUGGAGGAGCUGGUUUAUAAGAAUAUACGAUUUGAGGUGUGGGAUCUCGGAGGGCAAGAACGUCUUCGAACAUCAUGGGCAACAUAUUACCGCGGGACCCACGCAGUGAUCGCGGUGAUCGACAGCACAGACCGCGCUCGAAUCUCGAUCAUGAAAGAUGAACUUUUUCGGUUACUCCCAAAUGAGGAUCUUCAAAAUGCUGUUCUUUUAGUGUAUGCAAAUAAGCAAGACUUGAAGGAUGCAAUGACUCCAGCUGAAAUAACUGACACCCUUUCACUUCAUAGUAUCAAGAAUCAUGAUUGGCAUAUUCAAGCUUGUUCUGCUCUUACGGGUGAUGGACUUUAUGAUGGGUUGGGUUGGAUUGCCCAAAGAGUUACCGGGAAAGCAACAAGCUAGAGAGAAAACCGUUAAGGCCAUAAUCGUCAUUUUCUUGAAAUGUUUUAUUGUUUGGACUUUGGAUUAUACGUAAAAAAAAAAAAAAAAAAAAAAAAAAAAAAAAAAACACACUUGUGUGCGAUUUGGUUUUGGAAAUUUCUUUGGUAUUGUUUUCUUUUAUCAGAUCUUAGGAUCACGAUCCUGAUCUUGCAAACCCAAAAACGAUCCUACGUAUGAUCCUGAUCUUGACAACCUUGUUAUUAUUGAUAUCAUUUGUUAGGCAAAAUUCCAUAAAGACAUUUGUA